Molecule: messenger RNA, 1386 nt
Organism: Necator americanus (New World hookworm)
Lineage: Eukaryota; Metazoa; Nematoda; Chromadorea; Rhabditida; Ancylostomatidae
Exons: 12
Coding region: 1-1386 (461 amino acids)
Molecular function (GO): oxidoreductase activity
Source: RefSeq, a predicted model, not a curated record
AUGUACUUCGCUGCACUAUUCGUUCUAUGCAUUUUUAUCGUUGGAAGUUCACCCUACAAGUCAACUAGAGUCUUAAUUUAUAAUGGACGGGUUUACAAAGAAAGCAUAGAACAGCCAUGGUUCCGUUACCCACAUGAACCUCAUCCUCCUAUCCCGCUCAGACUUGCGAACGAGACGGGCUUUGGCAAACAUGAACUUCCAGAUGAUGACGUGUUCGUGGAACAUGAGUGGACGGAAGAAGAGAAGAAAUAUUUGCCGUGUUUGGAUCUGAUCUGCGCGUGUCCGUACUACGGAGGGAAAGUUUCCGGAUCUAAAUGUAUCCUGUCAAACGGCAAACUAUUACAAAAAGCUAUACGGAAAGAGGCUCGUCAGCUCAGCGAUAGUGAACGAUUCCAAAUCGCGAUAGCUUUCAAUAAGAUGAAAACGGCAGGCAUCUAUGAUCGUAUCGGCUUCGUACAUAAAUACAGCGGACUACAUGAAGGUCCGGGAUUUUUCACUUGGCAUAGGGAGUACCUUAAAAGGUUUGAACUCGCAUUCCGUCGCUUUCUUCCACUUGGCAGCCGGCUUGGACUUCCAUAUUGGGACAGUUCGCUUGAGUCUGAACUUCCCAAUCCUCGAGAGUCAGUGUUCUUUUCGUCAUUGUUUGUUGGCGCGACAAAUUCAACAGGCCAUAUUAUAGAUGGUCCUUUCUCGGACUGGAAUAUCAUGGAGGGAACUCGUCGAGUAGUACGUUUCGUUCCUGACGUGGAAAACGGCGAGGUUUUGAACAACGCACGAAUUGAUGUCAUUCUGGAGCAGAAGAAAAUCGAAAACGUGUUAGCUGCAGCUCUACCAUUAGAAACGUGCAAAAUUAUUGUUCGUGACGACCGGUUACUGUCGUAUUCACACGAUUAUGUCCAUUAUUUCAUCAAUGGUGACAUGCGAGAGACUUUCUCAUCGACUAGUGAGCCUAUUUUCUAUUUCCACCACCCCAUGAUAGAUAACAUAUGGGAAAUGUGGCGACAAUUACGACAGACCCGUGAGCAGCGAGAACAACAGUGGUUACCUCCGUAUCCCGACUGCUACCCGCCGAAGCACUUUGCCAAUGCUUCUCUCAAGGAACUCGAACCAUAUACAAACGAGGAUGUUCUUACGAACAAAUACACGGACAACAUGUACGAGUAUACAAAACGGCCGAGCUGUUCCAAAACGAACAAAAACUGUAGAUCAAAAUUCCUCUUUUGCCAUAAAAUCGAAGGCAAUCCACAAUGUAUAGCGAAACUUCGAGAAGGCGCCGAUUGUAGAGGAUUCGAAAAGACUCCAAUCUGUUACGGAGGUCGCUGCAUUGAAGGCCGCUGCGUCCGAAGUAAGGCAAAUGUUGGACCGGAUCCAAAAGAAUUCAUGUAA